This is a messenger RNA of Ylistrum balloti, 3513 nucleotides long. RefSeq names its product transforming growth factor beta receptor type 3-like. The record is from RefSeq and is a predicted model, not a curated record. NCBI's taxonomy places the organism in Eukaryota, Metazoa, Mollusca, Bivalvia, Pectinida, Pectinidae. The coding region runs from base 1 to 3513 and encodes 1170 amino acids. The transcript has 18 exons.
AUGUGCUCUUCCUAUGAGGAGGAGUUGGUGCCCUCUCCUGAACCAACCUUCUCCAUGCCUUACACUUACCUCAGAUUUGGAACUACCAUCCCUCUUCACCUACCCCCUGUCCAAAAAAUGUCUGACCAUUAUACAGGAGGCCAGGACAACUGGGGAAAGAUGUCAACUUCAGAUCUUUGUCUCGGGUUUUCCUUAUCUGUUGACACUGCUGGUUCAGUGGCUUCCAAAGGGUUCAUACAGGUUGAUUACCAGCUUUGCACAGAUGGGGCUGCUGGCCCCCAUACUAGUGGUAACCAUACACAGGACCAUACUAGUGGUGACCAUACACAGGACCAUACUAGUGGUGACCAUACACAGCCCCAUACUAGUGGUAACCAUACACAGCCCCAUACUAGUGGUAACCAUACACAGGACCAUACUAGUGGUGACCAUACACAGGACCAUACUAGUGGUGACCAUACACAGCCCCAUACUAGUGGUAACCAUACACAGGACCAUACUAGUGGUGACCAUACACAGGACCAUACUAGUGGUAACCAUACACAGGACCAUACUAGUGGUGACCAUACACAGGACUAUACUAGUGGUGACCAUACACAGCCCCAUACUAGUGGUAACCAUACACAGGACCAUACUAGUGGUGACCAUACACAGGACCAUACUAGUGGUUACCAUACACAGCCCCAUACUAGUGGUUACCUUACACAGCCCCAUACUAGUGGUAACCAUACACAGGACCAUACUAGUGGUAACCAUACACAGGACCAUACUAGUGGUGACCAUACACAGCCCCAUACUAGUGGUAACCAUACACAGGACCAUACUAGUGGUGACCAUACACAGGACCAUACUAGUGGUUACCAUACACAGCCCCAUACUAGUGGUUACCAUACACAGCCCCAUACUAGUGGUAACCAUACACAGGACCAUACUAGUGGUAACCAUACACAGGACCAUACUAGUGGUGACCAUACACAGGACCAUACUAGUGGUAACCAUACACAGUCCCAUACUAGUGGUUACCAUACACAGGACCAUACUAGUGGUGACCAUACACAGCCCCAUACUAGUGGUUACCAUACACAGCCCCAUACUAGUGGUUACCAUACACAGCCCCAUACUAGUGGUUACCAUACACAGGACCAUACUAGUGGUGACAAUACCAACCCUUCGUGUGUGAUAACCUAUCCCUAUACUACACCACACAUUUCGGCUUACUAUGAACAGUUAACAUCAGGAGAAGGCUGUUCCACUAACUCGACAACUGAGUCCAACCAGGAGGUUCAUGUCAUUAACCUGCUCAACGCUGGACCUAUGUACCGCAAUGAUGUGGCAGAGGUCAACCUUCUUAUCAAGUCACGUAAUCAUGAAGUUAUGUGGAAGCCUGUGAUAUUUGUGUUGAAUUCUCAUCAGUCUGUGAAAUGGAAAGUGAAAAUUGAGAUGUUAGCUCCACCACGUCAACGCCAGGUAUUUGUGGUGCCUGUCGAUUCCUCAGUGCGACUUGUCUUCAAGAGUCAUAUGCGCCGGUCAAUUCGGAAAGUUAUCAACAUGCCACAGACAAGAAAGGAAUUGCUUGACUGGGUUAAGGCAGAACAUCAUGCGAUCACAUCCUUCACAGAGCUUCGUAAAGGCAACAGGAUUGAACUUACUGUUGGUCCAGGGCCGAACUCUUCCCCUGUCUGCGAGAUCAGAGAUGACCAGCCUUUGAAUGCUGUAGCUCGUAUUGAACAGCUCCAAUUGCUAUCAGGAUGCAGUUCCAGAGGACAUAUUGACUCUCAAUCAAGCCUUACCUAUGUUAUUGAGCUGGAGAAGGCCUAUGAAGGUAAUCCGAGAGGGAAGCCCAUUGAGGUAGAACUGGAUAUCAAGAGCCCCUCACGAAAGACUGCUAAAUAUAACUUGCUCCUUGUCCUGAAAUCUCCAAGGUCCGUGAUCUGGAAAAUCCAAACCAAACGCAUCCAGGGAAAUUUAGAUAUUGUGUCUAAUGCAGAAGUGAGCAUGUUAGGGAUCAAGGUGGACAAUGCUGGGACACGCCUAGAGACCAUAACUUACAAGCGAGAGGGACUCAUCCAGUGGGUCAACUACCAUAAUGGGCCAGUCUCGCUGUAUGCUGGCAUCAGUCUCGCUAAUAAGGUCACCAUCGUAUUACCACAGACAGAUGAAUCUGAAUCUGAGAAAGAACCCGAAAAUCCCUCUAAGAUCAUAACACCUCCAUUUGACAAUAUACCCCACACCAAGAGAGUCUUUAACAGAGCAAUCCAUGCUGAGUGUCAUCCAGAGAGACAUAUGAUUGUUGCCUUCAGCAAACUCAUUCAGCAGAACUUUGGGCUUGAAAUCGAUCAGUUGACUUUGAGGGACCCAGCAUGCAAAGCAGGAACAAAUGAAACCCAUGUCAUCCUGGGUCUGUCUCCUUCAAACUGUGGUACCCAAGCUACAGUCACCGACGGCAACACGUUCUAUAACAAUGUGUUGCUGGUCCACCGUUCCUCCGCGGAUGGAUUGGAGGAAGUCGGAAGUGGCUAUGAUGCCCUGUCAGAUAACGAGAUUUCCGGUUCCGGAUCGCACGAUCCCAAAAGUGAAACCUACUUUGAUGAUGAAGAUUUCCAAAGAGAUGCAAUUCGAAUAGAAGUUAUGUGUCAGUUCAUUGAACAUGAGGGGAUAUCUGACUCGCAACUGACGACACAAACUGAUACUUCUUGGACACAGUCUAACCGCAGUUUUAGCAUCAAGCUGUAUCGCUCUAGUGUGAUGAAGGAGCCCGUGUAUCGCUUCCCUAUGACAGUUUCUCCCUACAGUUAUAUAUAUGUGGAAGUCGAUAUGCAACCUGUGGAGCACCUCCAGGUCAUGAUACAUAGCUGCUGGCUCUCCAACCACAUGGAUAAGCAAACUGACCAGACAGUGACCCUCAUAGAAAAUGGAUGUAGAAAGCCAUCUGUGCGUUGGAUCACUAACCAGUCAUUCCUCGGAGCCAGCUGGGGAUCCAAUGUUUAUGCUCAGCGAUUCAGUUUCAACACGGGUGACCAUUUCCAUGCAAUGUUCCUUCAGUGUCGACUGGGAGUUUGUAGUAGAAACACUGAGCUUGCUCAGGGAAUUCCUUGCGGAGAUGAGAUGUGUGGAAAAAUCGACAACAACAUGUCAGGAAAGCUGAUCGUCCGUGGUCCACUGGAAAUCUCUGGACAGAAAGAGCCUCCCGAACCCAGUCGAAAAACGAUAAUUAAACCACCAAUAAACCAAGGUGUUAUUCCUAAAGCCGAACAAAGCAAACCCCGUGAUUCCAACAUCCGCCAUAAUUCCAACCAUGCUGACACCAUUGUGAUUGAGGGUCUGGAUUCUGGAACGGUUGUUGGCAUUGCAUUUGCUGCAUUUAUUAUUGGAGUACUAUUGAUGGCAGCAUUGUGGUUCAUCCACACACAUACAGGUCCUAUUAAGCAUGCAGUGGCUUCCCGUGGUGGGGUGCUGUCUGGGAGUGGGGAGUCGACACCAAUGUCUACUGCCCCCAUUACCAUCAAUUCAUAG